This is a messenger RNA of Trachymyrmex cornetzi, 387 nucleotides long. RefSeq lists its product as uncharacterized. The record is from RefSeq and is a predicted model, not a curated record. The transcript has 2 exons. Bases 1 to 387 code for a protein of 128 amino acids. NCBI's taxonomy places the organism in Eukaryota, Metazoa, Arthropoda, Insecta, Hymenoptera, Formicidae.
AUGGGCAACGAGGAGGCGGAAGGAGAGGAAACGAAAGAAGAGGAAAGCGAGGAAAUAGAAGAGGAAAAACUAAAGGAAGAAGAAAUAAAGAAGGCACUGAGAAAAAUGAAGCUCAAGAAAGCUGCCGGCAUAGACAGAAUACUGACAGAAGCGUGGAAGUAUGCUGGGAAAAGGCUAUGGAAGAAGCUGGUAUCUUUAAUGAAGAUGGUUUGGAGAAAAGGCAAGAUACCGGAAGAUUGGAAAAAAAGCAUAAUAGUACCCAUAUACAAGAGAGGGGAUAAAGAAAAGGCAACAAAUUACAGAGGAAUAACAUUGCUAUGCACAGCGUACAAAUUGUAUGCGGAGAUACUGAAAAAUAGAUUAGAGAAAGAAACAGAGGAGAAAUGA